Durusdinium trenchii is the source of this 624-nucleotide messenger RNA. The record is from the annotation of a GenBank genome assembly. NCBI's taxonomy places the organism in Eukaryota, Dinophyceae, Suessiales, Symbiodiniaceae.
UUUCUUCCCCAAUUCGCUUCCUCCUCUGCUGCGUCAGGGAACACAGAUCGCAUCCCUGGCUGGAUGGGAUGGAUGCUUGUAAAGAAACUAAUAACCAAUCAUGGCCACUGCCACUCUCACUGCAGUCUUCUCAGGGGUUGAAGAAGCCGCUGAUGUUGGCAAACAAGGAUGCAACACACAACACGGUGAUGCCAAUGAUGUAGGUGUCGGGACUCAUGUCGCCAAGGGCGCCCUCACCGCCGCCUCGCGCCUCCAUCUGCACGGCUGGUGCGCGCAAAGACUGCUUCAGCGGAGUGCUUCCUGCAGCAGGACUGGGAGUGGUGCCCACGAAGCAGAGCAUCGUCGAGCAGGCCACGGCCAAGAGCACGCAAGCGAGCAAGUUGGAGCGAGCCAUGUCGUAAGCUUUGGAACAAAGAGAGCUGCACAGGAGCGGCCUUCAAAGAGCUCAAGUUCAAAAACUAAUAACCAAUCAUGGCCACUGCCACUCUCACUGCAGUCUUCUCAGGGGUUGAAGAAGCCGCUGAUGUUGGCAAACAAGGAUGCAACACACAACACGGUGAUGCCAAUGAUGUAGGUGUCGGGACUCAUGUCGCCAAGGGCGCCCUCACCGCCGCCUCGCGCCUC